GAGCAGUUGAGCGAGCGCCCAAUCGUUCAGUUUCUUUCAGCUGGGAGGAAGUAAUCAGGGAAGUCACGGUAACCCGAACUAAUAACACCCCAUCUGGACCAGAAACAUGGCUUCAAAUAACGGCUCAGCCGGUAAAUGGGAGGUAGUGAAGAAAGGGAAGAAAAGUAAUAACAGCGCAGGAGGAGGUAAGAACGCGACUGAGAAGAAACCCGGGGGAAGGAAAGCCCUGGGCGAGUCUAACCAGCCAUCCAGAGAACCCCUGAAGAUGUCGGAGACACUCUAUGACGGCUUUGAGAAGAUGGGAAAGAAACAGAACAAGGAGCAGGUUCCUCCACCAGCCGAGACUGAAAGUAAAAAGCCCUCAAGUAAACCAUCCAAGAAAUCACAAUCUAGCAGUACUGUCGCCCCCGCAACUCACAAGACUCUCGAGGAAGCCUUCAAAGCUUUGGAUGUUGGGGAUCUGAAGCAGCAGUUGGCUCACAGUCAGACCCUGUUCCCAGAAAACCCAUCAGUGUGGGUCAAAGACCUGGCAGGAUACCUCAACCUCAAUCUGACUGCACCAGAGGCUGAGCCCACACUCAGCAGCUAUGCUCACGAUUACCCAUACUGCCUUACAGGAAAAGAGCUGAAGGGCGUGAUCAAAGGCCUCAUCGGACGUUGUAGUGACAUACUGCCAGAUUUCUUCGACCACUGUGUUUAUACUAUGCUCAGGGAGCUGGACAGGCAGUCAGGAGAACCUCUGCAUGGCUACAGAGUUUGCAUUCAGGCUAUCCUACAGGACAAACCCAAAAUAGCCACCCAAAACCUGCCAGAGUAUUUGGAGUUGUUGCGGUCGGUUCAGAAUCGUCCAGUGAAGUGUCUGACCAUCAUGUGGGCUCUAGGCCAGGCUGGAUUUUAUGACCUCAGCCAGGGACUAAAAGUGUGGCUGGGUAUCAUGCUUCCUGUGCUGGGAGUGAAGUCCUUGUCUUCGUAUGCCAUUGCAUAUCUGGAGAGACUUCUCCUACUUCAUGCAAAUCUGACAAAGGGAUUUGGCAUCAUGGGUCCUAAAGAGUUCUUUCCUUUACUGGAUUUUGCCUUCAUGCCCAAGAAUGCCCUGUCACCAAGUCUGCAGGAGCAGCUGAGGCGUCUGUACCCUCGACUGAAGGCACUCGCAUUUGGAGCCAAACCAGAGACCACCUUACACACAUACCUGCCAUCAUUUCUAUCAAGAGCCACGCCGCACUGUCCAGAUGAUAUGAAGAGAGAGCUGCUCAGCAGUAUGACGGAGUGUUUGUGUGUGGAUGUACAGAGUCUAGGAGUGUGGAGGCAGCUCUAUACCAAACACUUACCCCAGUCCAGUCUGCUGUUGAACCAUUUAUUAAAGUCGUGGAAUAUCCUGCCACCAAAGCUCCAAAAGAACCUUGAAGAAACUAUCCAGUCUUUUAAAGUGACCAAUGAGGAGAUGAGAGACUCUGUUGAAUCUCAGGAACUUCAGGAGUGCAAUAGCCUGUGCCAGAAUCUGCAGGUAAAGAUGCGUGGUCAUGGUUUCCCCUGGUCCAAACUGCUCAUGGUCCUGCUCGUGUUUGCUGCCGGAUUCAUUGCUCAUGACAUCAGAUCCCACGGCUCCUUCGCAGAUUCCACCACAGCCAAGUAUCUGCGCAACUCAGGGGUCACAGCCGUAUCUCAGCAGGCCUGGGGCAAAACAACAGUCUACUCCAAACAGGGUAUCAGCUGGUUGGAGACAAACACUCCUCAUUAUUACUCUGAAUGCGUGCGGGUUUUGGGGCCACUAAUGGAACAAGGUUUGGAAAAGACAAAAUCAGCAGCCAUCUUCAUCUCUGAAAACACAGCACAGUUUAUUCUCUGGGUCAAAGAAAAGACGCCACAGGCCAUAGAAUGGGUGAACAGCAAUACACCAGACAGUGUGUUCGAGAUGUUGGAGUAUUUAAAGGAGCUCCUCCUCUUCCUCUAUCAGAACUACAUUCUGCCAGCACUGGCGUACAUAUCUGACCUGCUACAACGAGCAUGGACCAACCUACAGGAGUCCUGCAACGGUGAGGUGUCAGUAUCAUGUCUGCAGGGCCACGCUUUGUCCUUCACCAACUCAACGUGGCAGCUGCUUCAACACACAACCUCGGCCAUCAAGACGUGGGCUCAGGAGCUGCUGAGACGAGCGUGAUCACAGAUGCUGACUAAUUUACAUACACAUGAAGUUACACACACAUAUAUAUACACACUCACACUGACCCAACCUGAGGCUGCCUUUCAGUGCACCGACUCCCCUCUAAAGUCGUGAUUGGACACUGGGGUCAGACGAACAAACUCUCACUCAAAAGGACCCUUCUAUCUCUUGUUUUGGCAAAAUUUUUAAAUCAGUUUGCUCUUGUAUAGAUGUUUUUUUUUUUUUUCUACCAAUCCUUUUUGUCACUACUGGGCGCAGAGGACCUGUCUCUCUUUCUCUCUGAGUUUUCUACUGCAAAUUUCAGCUAUUGCUUUAACCUUUGGGUUAAACAAAAUGUGUAAUUUAUAGAAAAUCUAUGUUUGUAGAUGAUUUAUAAACUGUUUUUAUUUAAAGAUGUAAAAAAAAAAAGUGUUAUGAAACUUAAAAGGGCAGUGAAAAGACCAAAAAAAAAGGUAUUCCAGACUUUUCCAAGCCACUGAAAGCUUCAUCUGCUAAGGGGGCCGCUACAUCUCCCAGGCUUGGUCCAGCUCACUAUGAAGUCGGAUCAGUUGCAAUAUGGUCGUGUGUUUAUGUCAGCCUCAGUAAAGCCUUCAGCAGACCUGAAUAGCUGUCCAGUGAGCAGCUCACACUGUAAAAGCCUUCAUCAGGAAAGAUGUGGUGGGAAAAGACUCUUUCAGAAGAUUUGGUGUGGACCGAACGGGACACGAGGAAUCUCACAUCAGUCCAGAAGAAGAAAUCUACCUGCUGUCUCGUCUGUCCUGCACAUCUCCUCGUCUUGUCUUUUCUGCUUCAUCAUUUGUCUGUUCCUCGUGUUUUUUCAUUUGCCAUCAAUAGCUCAACAUGAGCCAAAAGCAGUACUCGUAUGUGAAGGCUGGUAGCAUUCUUUAUUGUUUGUGUGCGUGCCUGCGUGGAUCAACAAGCUUACUGUCAAUAACGGGAUCGUGAUUAACCCCGUUUAAUAAAAUAAAAAACCUCUCCUCUGGGCAAGCCAAACCUUUCUGACCAGCUGAUUCACUAAUCCCUCCUUGUAAACAAGAUCUUUGGGUGGAAAUGGCAAUGACUGAUGUCUUACUUUGUAAUGUGAGUGAUUUAUAAUAAAGAUUUAACCCUG
Molecule: messenger RNA, 3272 nt
Organism: Micropterus dolomieu (smallmouth bass)
Lineage: Eukaryota; Metazoa; Chordata; Actinopteri; Centrarchiformes; Centrarchidae
Gene: tmem214
Product: transmembrane protein 214
Exons: 17
Coding region: 107-2158 (683 amino acids)
Cellular component (GO): endoplasmic reticulum; Golgi apparatus
Source: RefSeq, a predicted model, not a curated record